AUGUCUACGGAAGAGUUGCUCCAGCGGUAUCAAGGCCAUAUCGUGCCUCAGAGCUACAAUGCUGGGUUCGUUGCCCUGAGUUAUGUCGUCAGCCUGGUCGGCGCCGGUUCAACCCUCGAGCUCAUCAAUCGAAGAACCGGGUUAAGGGGUCUGUUCAAUCACCUACUGCUCAUGAGCUCAGCAGUUACUAUGGGUGGAGUAUCUAUCUGGUGUAUGCACUUCAUCGGAAACAGAGCCAUCGAUCUCGCCGAUGGUCAGCCAGAAUUGCAGGUCGCCUAUUCAAGCGGCUUCACUGCUAUAUCUUUCUUCGUCCCCAUAAUAGUUCUUCUCGCUGCCUUCAUGGCUGUUGGCACCAACAACGUCGUUUCAUGGUGGAGGCUUGUCGCAGGUGGUGUACUCUGCGGGACUGCGGUCUGCGGUAUGCACUACCUUGGCAAUGCUUCCAUCAACAACUAUACGUGCGUGUACCAACCAUCAUACGUCAUUGGAUCGGCCAUCAUCGCCAUUGUUGCAAGUAAUGUGGCAUUGGCCAUGUUUUUCGUGUUUCGGGCGAUGUGGGCGAAUGCAUGGUGGAAGCGAGUCAUCUCAGCCGUUGUCCUCGCCGGGGCUGUUUCUGGGAUGCAUUGGUGCGCUUCUGUAGGCACUCGUUAUCGACUGAAGAGGAUCAAGCCCAACGGCAACGAGCCAUCGAGGACAGGGACGGUUGUUGUUGUCAUUUGCUUGUCAUUAGGAGCCUGCUUCAUCAUUGCCACUUCGGCUAUUCUUCGAGCUAGGAACAUGAGAAGGUCCGCCCUUCGUGCCCAGCAGAUCACUCUUGCAGCAGCGGUCUUCGAUAAAGGAGGAAGGAUUCUCGUUGACCCAGAUGGAUACAUCCCAAGCACCGUGGUGACUGAUUCUUUCCUGGAAAAGCAGAAUGCCAAGGAGGGUUUCAAUACCGGCCACUCGCUGUUCCAUUGGAUGUACCAAGCAUCAAGAAAUUGGAACAUGAUAUGGAGCCUUGUUGGGGGAAUGAGACAACAUGUGUCACAACUUCCACAUUCCCGUACUCAUAAAGAUGGACGACGAGGCAUCCAGCUUGUGAGCGAACAUGGCGAGACUAUCGACAGCUAUGACAUGAUAUUCCGAGAGCUUUUCUGUCUCGCCGCAGCUGCUCUAGCUGAUAGACUUCGUGAGGACUUGACGUCCAUCGGAGUUUUGUGGGAUCAAAUUCUGCCAACAGGUGCCAACGGUAGACGGCCUCGGCCCCAACUGCGCAAGCAAUCAAAUGCUGGGACAGGCUUGGAAGGCAGUGACGCCAACGAGGAAGUCCACAACAGCCUGGACAUUACGGAGAAGGGCCUACAUGUGGAGAACCACGACUAUGGGCGUGGAUCUCUGAUGUUCCUUGUCCGCCGUUCCGAGUCGGUUCGCGAUACUGAGCGUCUGAUAUCCACUGGAUAUCGGUUUGCCGAGUUGCAUCAAGUCAGCGACCUCAUCAAAUCGAGUAUGCAGAUCAAAACCCACGACUUUGAGACAAAACUGAGGGAAAUGGCUACAUAUACAAGCGAACGCAAUCACAUCCGCCAAGGAACUCACCUGGGCUUCUUUGCUGUCCGAGCUCGUGUCAGUUCUGGCUUCGAAGUCUUGGUGAGAAAAGGCGCACGCCAUUUGCUCCCAUCGAUGCCCUUCCCCUUUGAGAAUCUUGAAGACUGGCAAAUGCACUACCUCAGGAGGUUCGAGAAUGUACCAGUAUCCAAGAUCGUGGAGAAGUGCAAGGAAGACUCUCAACGGAGUGAUCGAGAGGCUGAGUUCGCUGGGCAGAUUGCAGAUACCAUCAAAGAGUUGCGCGAAUCGACACAGGAGCCCUUGCUCGAGGAUGCACUUCUCACAUCAACAGCAUUCCGCAUACCUUGUCGCGGGGAUGAGAAGCGAUUGGAGGCAACCAUGAUAGCUGUGAGACUAGUGAUUCCGAUUCAUUCGGUAUUAUCAAGCCCCAACUGCGAGUUUGUGCCCCUCAGCUUUUUCAGAAUGCGUCAAGUAUCGACCCAGUCCUAUCAGGAGUUUACUCGAGGGCUACACCAGGAGUUUGGCCACAUCGCGAAGACGGCGAAGCGCCAAGAGGGCUCCCAGGAUAAGAUCAGCCCCUCCUUAUCUAGUCGGUGGCCAUUCGGGCGAUCAGAGACCACUCGAAGUACACGGACUAGAGGAAAAUCGCUCUCAAGAAUAUCUGGGCACGUUGUAUCAUCAAAUGACUCGGCAAGGUCCAGCUCGACCAUCAACCUUUGCUCGCCAGGGACUAACGCACGAACGCAGUCAAUCGACUCAGGGGAAGGAUCGAGCACAUACGUCCCGCGACAGGAGCCACUGCAAGCAACUCCAUCAUAUGGUGGCAUCAUGGUGUUUCAAGAGAUUACUGUGGAUGUACAAGAAGGAGGUGAGACGGCUGCCAGGAAGCCAAGUCACGGUUCUGAGGUCGACACAAUAACAAUUGAGAGAACAAUAUCCAAACCGUCCGCUGCAGCAGGUAUCGAGCUGCAGUCGAUGGGGCAUUUCGGCGCCAACGAUAUUGGCACUCAGUUAUCCAACGAUAUCGAGGCUGGUAUAUGUAUCUGCCUCUACCUUACUCUGCACAUCUGCCCCUCUUGGUUUCAGUCGAAAUACCACACACCUUCUUCAUCGCGAUAUCGCACCAAGUCUCUGAAUAAACUACCGCUGAAGGUUGUACUGUUGCCACAAAUGCCGGCCUUUGCAGGCGCGCCAAGAGGACUCAUUCGUCGGUUCUGGCUGCCAGGCGUUGUCACUACAUCUGCGACUGUUCUCAUCUAUAGCUACCGUCCCCGUGAUUUCACUGGCCAUACAUCACCCGCAGUUCCGCCUCCAACCUUUGGCGCUGAUGGCACUUUCAAGCUUCCCCGAUUUCCUCGUGUCAAAACACGCGAAGAGCAGCUAGACCAACUCCGAGGAAGCUCACGGCCUCAAGUCCAGCAAUAUGACAUACUUGUCAUUGGGGGUGGUGCCACUGGUGCUGGUGUCGCCCUCGACGCUGCUACUCGUGGCCUCAAAGUAGCUGUCGUCGAACGUGACGAUUUCAGCAGCGGCACGAGCAGUAAGAGUACCAAGCUGGUUCACGGAGGUGUUCGCUAUCUCGAGAAAGCCGUCUGGAACUUGGAUUAUAACCAGUACUUGCUCGUCAAGGAGGCUCUAAAAGAGCGCAAGUACUUCCUACAGACGGCACCCCAUCUGAGUUCCUGGCUCCCCAUUAUGCUGCCUCUCGAUAAGUGGUGGAAAGCUCCCUAUUACUGGGCUGGCACUAAGUUCUAUGACUUUCUUGCCGGUAGUGAAGGCAUUGAGGGGUCUUACUUUCUGACUCGAAGUAAGGCACUUGAGGCCUUCCCUAUGCUUAAACCUACAGAUCUUGUCGGUGCUCUCGUGUACUACGACGGUGCACAUAACGAUUCGCGCAUGAAUGUUUCUAUCGCAAUGACCGCUGCCCUCUAUGGCGCAACUGUUGUCAACCAUGCUGAGGUCACAGGACUCAUAAAGAAUGGCGACGGAAACCUUUGCGGCGCCAUAGUUAGGGAUCUUGUUUCUGUAAAGGAUGGUCGACCAGCCGAAGUCAUAACUGUUCGCGCAAAGAGUGUCAUCAACUGUACGGGGCCUUUUACUGACUCUGUUCGAAAAAUGGACGACCCAGGCUGCAAGGAAAUUGUGGCCCCAGCAUCUGGAGUUCACGUCAUUCUCCCUGGUUAUUUCAGUCCAGGGAAAAUGGGACUGAUCGAUCCGUCGACGUCUGACGGCCGGGUCAUCUUCUUCCUCCCAUGGCAAGGCAACACUAUCGCAGGCACCACCGAUUCCCCUUCGACCAUCACACCAAAUCCUCUACCCGACGAGAAGUCUAUCGAGUGGAUCCUGAGCGAAAUAAGCCACUAUCUUUCCCCAGAGAUAAAUGUUCGCAGAGGUGAUGUCCUCGCUGCCUGGUCCGGUAUUCGCCCGCUCGUCAAGGACCCUAAAGCCAAGAACACCGAGUCCCUUGUUCGAAAUCAUCUGAUUGAUAUCUCCGCUUCUGGCUUGUUGACUUGUGCAGGCGGGAAAUGGACAACCUAUAGACAAAUGGCAGAGGAGUGCGUGGACUUUGCCAUUCAAGAAUUUCGUCUUGAGCCCCGGCCUGUUGCAGAUGCACCUCGUGUCAGCGGUACCGAUCUAAUUGACGAUGGGGCAAUAUUGGAUGGCAAAUGUCAGACGCACAAGGUUCGUUUACUUGGUGCUCACGGCUUUAGCCCAACACUAUUCAUCCCUAUUAUCCAGCACUUUGGGGUUGAGACUGAGGUCGCCAAACACUUGACUGAGUCCUAUGGUGAUCGUGCCUGGACUGUUGCCUCGCUUUGCAAGCUGACUGACAAGCGCUUCCCCGCCCGUGGUGAACGCAUCUCCCAGCUCUAUCCAUUUGUUGAUGGUGAGAUUCGAUAUGCUAUUCGACACGAGUACGCCCAGACGGCCGUUGAUGUUCUCGCUCGACGCACGCGACUAGCCUUUCUCAAUGCGCAGGCUGCCCUCGAAGCCCUCCCCAAGGUAAUAGACAUCAUGGCUGAAGAGCUCAAGUGGAGCCGUCAACGAAAGGAUCUCGAGUGGAAAGAAUGUGCGUACUAUGACCAAUUUCCCAUCCCAUCUGUGUCUGCCAUGACUAGGUUACCGCACUCACACAAACCUUUAGCUGUUGCCUACUUAGAGUCUAUGGGUUUACCAAAGCCCAUGCUUACCGUGACACGGAAGCAAGUUGAGCAAGGAAAGCUUGACUUUGCCAGCUCGCUAGAAUGGCAGAUGUAUUCACGCCAUGAUAAGCCGACCGACUAG
Molecule: messenger RNA, 4830 nt
Organism: Fusarium oxysporum Fo47
Lineage: Eukaryota; Fungi; Ascomycota; Sordariomycetes; Hypocreales; Nectriaceae
Product: FAD dependent oxidoreductase-domain-containing protein
Exons: 8
Coding region: 1-4830 (1609 amino acids)
Biological process (GO): glycerol-3-phosphate metabolic process
Cellular component (GO): glycerol-3-phosphate dehydrogenase (FAD) complex; mitochondrion
Molecular function (GO): glycerol-3-phosphate dehydrogenase (quinone) activity
Source: RefSeq, a predicted model, not a curated record